Ziziphus jujuba (common jujube) is the source of this 4364-nucleotide messenger RNA. Its product is annotated as protein PLASTID MOVEMENT IMPAIRED 1-RELATED 1. NCBI's taxonomy places the organism in Eukaryota, Viridiplantae, Streptophyta, Magnoliopsida, Rosales, Rhamnaceae. The coding region runs from base 431 to 3892 and encodes 1153 amino acids. The record is from RefSeq and is a predicted model, not a curated record. The transcript is spliced from 3 exons.
UUUUUCUUUUUUUUUUUUUUUUGGUAUUAUCGCGUUGUGAUCGACGGAUAUGAAGCUCGAUCCUACCAAAAAUGGCGUGGACCCGACUGCAUGAAGAUCAGAACCCCGUAAAGUAGCCGCAAAUGAAGUCUUGCGAGAGUACUCACCUACUACCACUUUUCUACACACGCGGGACAAAAUAGUUAUUGUGUAAUUUUUUUUUUCCCGAGAAAAUUACGCGAUUCCCGGGAAAAUAAUUGGAAACCCGACAGAAUCAUUCCUCUGGGCGAUAUAUUAUUUCUCUCUUGUGUUUCUUUUAAGAGUUCAUGGAAUCGAUAGACUGAACCGAAGAAGAAGAUUACAAGCCCAGUGUUGAGAUUCAAACGAGUCGCUGAACAUAUCGGGACAUGAAUUUGGUUGAUUACGCUAGAUUAUUGUUUUUUAUACGAAGAUGAUGUUGGGCAAGAUAGAGUCUGAAAACAGAAAUAGUUCUGGGAACUCGAAUAGUGGCCAGUUGUUGCGAGACAUUGAAGAAAUAAGUAAAGCCCUUUAUCUGCACAAAACACCUUCAAAGGCUUUGGUAUCUUCGUCAUCAUCCGACGUUCGAUCUAAAUCUACGGGGAAAAUCCGUUUGUCAGAAUCGAAGUCCAUUUCAAAUCCAACAUUGCUUAGGAAAGAAGAAUUAUUGCACAAGGACAAGAAAUUAUCAUCACUAUGGAGUUGGAAGAAGCCCUUAAAAGCUCUCUCGCAUAUUGGGAAUCAAAAAUUGGAUUGUUUCUUUUGCCUUCAUGUCCAUUCGAUCGAAGGGUUGCCCGCAAAUUUUGACAGUUUUAGUCUUCGAGUGCAUUGGAAGAGGAAGAAUGAGGUGCUCUCCACUGGCUCUUCGAGGGUUCUUCGGGGCAUGGUUGAAUUUGAAGAAACAUUGGUGCAUCAAUGUUCUGUUUAUGGCAGUAGAACCGGGCCCAACCACUCUAUGAAGUAUGACUCAAAGCUUUGCUUGAUCUAUGCUUCUAUAAUUGGGGCUCCUGAGCUUGAUAUCGGAAAGCAGUGGGUCGACCUCACGAGCUUGUUGCCACUUACAUGGGAGGAGUUAGAGGGGGAAAAGAGUCGUGGUAAAUGGACCACCAGCUUCAAACUCUCAGGCAAGGCUAAAGGUGCUAGUUUGAAUGUUAGUUUUGGAUUUUGGGUUACGCAAGAUAAGUUGGUUAAAAUGAGUGGAAAUUUGAACUUCUCCGAGCUUGUAAACAUGGUGCAGGGCAGGUCAACUACCAAGGAAUAUGAUGUUGAUUUAAAUCCAAGUAAUUGUAACGAGAUGAUUCAGCGAGUUAGAAGCAUUCCUGGUAGCGUACAUAAUAGCUCUACUGAUGUGAAAUUUUGUCAUGAUAUAUUGCUGAGGAAAGGGUUGGAGCUCUCCAAGUCAAUAACUUUUCUAUAUCAGAAACUUGAUGAGGGAAGUUUGUGCUGUUCAGAAGAUGCAGAUUCUCAACAUAUGAAGCAUGUCAAACCUGAGGUUGAUCGUGACUUUGUGUUUGCUGAGGGAAUUGAAGAAUAUGAUUCUGAUAUUACUGAGUUUACCAUUACUGAAGUAGGGACAGAAAUUUGUGAAAGUGUACAGUUGGCAUCGCCAUUGAAUCAAUGUACUGGUCGUACUAAUGAUGAGUCUGCCAUUGAGGUUAUCAAUGCAGAUGAGAUCAUUCAAGAUUGUGAUAUAGAUGUUGACAAGGAGCCAAUAUUUAUUUCGAAGGAUGGCAGCUUUGAUGAUUUUGAAUUUAAGGUUAUGAUGGAUAAUAGUAAACAUGAAACAAAUAGCAUAUGCACUGAAAAUUUGACCUUGGAAGAGGUGGAGCCAGCUUUUAAUGGACAGUCAAUUUCAGGAUCUGCUGAGGUGGAUAUUUCGGUAUCUACAAAAGAAUAUAUUGAGCAGGAAAACCACAUAGAGAUGAAAUCAAAUGAUAAAGCAAAUAAACCACUAAAACGGUCGCUUAGCUUGGAUGAUGCUGAUGAAUCUGUGGCAAGUGAGUUCUUGAACAUGCUGGGGAUGGAACAUGACUCAUUUGAUAUGAGAUCUGAUGGUGAUCCAGAGUCUCCUAGAGAAUGUCUUUUGAGACAGUUUGAAAAAGAGGCACUAGCUUCAGGCAACUUCCUUUUUGAUUUUGAUGCAGAUGAAGAGCAAUCAGAUUUUGCAUGCACUGUCACACCCAAGUGUGGUUUCAUGGAUUACUCUGAGGAUUCUAAUUUGUCUUUGAUCCUUCAUGCUACUGAAGAGGAGGACAAGAGAGUAAGUGAAUUAUUAAAGAGAAGAAAUGCCAAAAUUCUUGAAGACUUGGAAACUGAAGCAUUGAUGCAAGAAUGGGGCUUAAAUGAGAAGGACUUUCAGAAUUCUCCUCGUAGUUUUUCUGGUGGGUUUGGUAGUCCAAUUGAGCUUCUCCCUGAAGAACCAUGCCAACUACCUCCACUUGAAGAAGGCUUUGGUCCUUCUGUUCAGAUGAAGCAUGGAGGCUUUCUGCGGUCUAUGAAUCCUCUAAUUUUCAGAAAUGCAAAAAAUGGUGGAAACUUGGUCUUUCAAGUUUCUAGUCCAGUUGUACUACCUGCAAAAAUGGGUUAUAAUGUUAUGGAGAUACUGCAACAUUUGGCAUUGGUUGGAGCCGAAAAAAUGUAUAUGCAGAUCAAUAAGUUAAUGCCUUUGGAGGAUAUUACCGGGAAGACAAUAAAGCAGGUUUCUCAGAAUGCAGCCCCGGAUAAGAUGGCAUCUGAUAGGCAGGCUUUAUUGGGGCAUAAUUCAUAUGGUUGGAGAAAGGGAGUUGAAGAUUUUUCGCCUGGUUGGAAUAGUAAGAACAUGAGGUCAGAUUUAGUAGGUUAUGAGAAACAAAUGAAGUUCGUUGUGUCUCUUGAAGAACUUGCUCCUUUUGCUCUAGGUAAGGUUGAAGGCCUCUCAAUUGAGGGAUUAAGAAUACAGUCUCGCAUGUCGGAGGAGAAACCACCUUCUUCCAUACACCCCCAGUUUAUUGAGACUAUGUCGACCUCCGAAGGCAGGAGAACUAAUCUUGGUCAAUUUCUCAGUUUAGAAGAUGUUGGAGGAUCUCAGGUAUGUGCUGUCAGAGACAGUGGCAGCAAUAAUGAUGGCUUAAUUGAUCUGUCUAUAACAUUGGAUGAGUGGUUGAGGCUAGAUGCUGGAAAUUUUGGCCUAGAAGAUCAUAACAAUGAGCAUGUUUUAAAGAUCCUUGCUGCCCAUCGUGCUAAGUGCCUAGAUUUAGUUGGUAGAAGGGCGACAGAAGAUGUCAACCAACACAAAUCAUGUGAUAAGAAGUGUGGAUUGUUGGGAAACAACCUUACAGUUGCUCUCACCAUGCAGCUCAGAGAUCCACUUAGAAACUUUGAGCCAGUGGGUUUACCAAUGCUUCUUCUGAUUCAAGUGCAGAGGGUCUUUGUUUCUCAGAUGGAAAAAGGGCAUGGUAUGAUGUUGAAACAUAGCCAGGAGAAAGAAAAUGAUAAUCCAUUGUCUGAGGAGCUAAGUGGCAGCAAAGAUGAGGAGACUGAUGAAGGAGAUGAAGAAGACACUCCCUUGUUUCAAGUCAGUGAGAUCCACAUUGCAAGUGUGAAUACUGUGCCUGGCAACAGGCAGCUUUGGGGUACCACAGCACAACGGCAGUCUGGGUCCCGUUGGUUGCUCUCUAGUGGUAUGGGUAAAAACCCAAGUUAUGUUUUUUCAAAAUCAAAGGCAAUUGCAAGAUCAUCUCCUCAUGUAGCAGAGUCAGAUGAUAUCUUGUGGAGCAUCUCCUCCAAUGUUCAUGAACAGGGAGAUAACAAAAGGGAUUUAACAAUUCCACAUACUCGAAACCCUGACAUCAUCUUUCCAAGUGAAAUCAUCAGGCCUCACGAAACGAGCACUUUUCAAAAUCGAAGGCAAUUGUAAGAUCAUCUCCUCAAGUAGCAGAGUCAGAUGAUAUCUUGUGGAGCAUCUCCUCUAAUGUUCAUGAAUAGGCAGCUAACAAAAGAGAUUUAAUAAUUUCACAUACUGGAAACCCUGAUAUCAUCUUUCCAAGUGAAAUCAUCAGGCCGCACGAAACUAGCACUUUUUAGUUAAUUUGGAUGGAUCUCUCUUCUGGUAUAUACAAUUUUGUUUGUAUAGUGAAUAUGGUACACAGCUUGAUACAACCUUGCUCUAUAUGUCAACCCAAGUUCACUGAAAGGUUUUAAGUAAGAAAAGACUAUGCAGGCUUUGUUGAUAAGAAAUACACUGUGGCUGGUUCUUUGAUGUAGAUGAGAAUGGUAAAACUCUUUUGUAUGUUUUCUCCAAAUUUAAUUUAUUGAUGUGUAUGAUAUCUAAUAAAAAGCAAUGUCUGAACAUUUAUGCUUUUAUAAUGUGAACAUCCAUUGUGUCUCAA